Messenger RNA from Momordica charantia (bitter melon), 1407 nucleotides. Its product is annotated as F-box protein CPR1-like. The record is from RefSeq and is a predicted model, not a curated record. Gene Ontology annotation, molecular function: protein binding. NCBI's taxonomy places the organism in Eukaryota, Viridiplantae, Streptophyta, Magnoliopsida, Cucurbitales, Cucurbitaceae.
UGKCAUGAUUCGCAAGGUUCACGGGACGACCCACCCACAUCUUUCUAACUUUAACAUUUAAAACAACAAAAUUUUAAAAAUAUGUGGACCCCACAGCACGAGAAGUGCUUGCUCUCCAAAUCUUAUGCUAUGCCACUAAAAUGCCACGGCCUUACAAUCCUACAUAAAGAAUUCGAAUUCUAUUGAAAUAGGAGAGGAGAGGGGACGCGUUGGGUUCCUAAAAAAUUAUUUCAAAUGGCGAGUUGGGAAAAUCUAUCACAAGAAUUGAUGAUCAAGAUUCUGUCGCAGCUCCCGCCGGAAUGUGUUGCUCGACUCAAAUGUGUUUCCAAAUACAUGUAUGUCCUAAUUAACGACCCUAAUUUUGCGGAUUAUCUGCAACACCGAAACCUUCUUGUGAAGCGUACAAUAGCAAACGAGGAGUCCGGGGAGAACGAAACUAUGCUCAGCUUCCUCAAAUUUCCCCUCCCAUCUGCCGUUGUGGACAUGGAUUUUCCAUUACCUGAGGUUUUUGAGUUUUGUGGACUUAGCGGCUAUUCUCACGGCUUAAUUUGCCUCUCUCUUAGCCCCAACGAUAUUUUCCUCUGUAAUCCAGCAACCGGAGAGCUUCGCGAGCUGCCACCGUCAAUUCUCUUGACCAAACCCUCUGAUGAUCCCUUCGACCGAACCGGUACAAGCAUGGAUGCCGUUGGAUUCGGGUACGAUCAGAAAUCUAGGGAUUUCAAGGCUGUUAGGGUUGUGGAAGUUCGUGAAGAAUAUGCAUAUCCAUAUUACAAAACAGAAGUGUACGAUUUGGCGAAAGAUGGUUGGAGAGAAAUCGAAAGUCGUGCUUGUGGGAGUGUAUUUUGGGCGCCUUCGUUCGAGAUGUAUCACGAAGGAAGGUUUUACUGGAGGGCAAUAGAGGAUGGAGGGAGUGAAAUCAUCCAGUGGUUCGACAUGAGCGAGGAGGUUUUCGGCAGGAUUCCGAUGCCGGAGUGUUUCGCGUGGGGGAGCGCCGAGCACAGAAGUCUUGUUGUUUGGACGGGACAGAUUGUGCUGUUUUAUUACGAUCCUAAUAAGGUUGAAACAACCUUCCAAAUUUGGGCGAUGGGGAAGGACAAUUCAUGGUCCAAGGUAUUCACAAUCGGCCCUAUUUCAGGAAUCGAGAGGCCAUUGGUGUUUGUAAGCUCUCAAGAACUUGUAAUGGAAGCUAAGGACGGGCAGCUCAUUUUAUACAAUCUCAAUACCCAAUGCUUUCUACAGCUUCCAGUAAAAGGACUCCCCGAAAAGUUUCAAGCUACAGUUUUUGUCAAGACUUUACUGCCAGUCAACUCAAAUAACUUCAAGUUGUAACAGUAGACUAAGUUUUUACUUCCACUAGGCUUACUAGUUAAUAUGUUUUGAUAUUACGCUGCCUUAUUUCAAAUUUUC